AUGUAUGUCUUGCUCAACUUGAAAGAUGACAAAAUGCUCCAGAAUGUGGUGCAAUUAUUAUUUGCCCACGGACACCGCCAACUCUCGAUUGGCGAAUCCAUCGAGAAUUUGUGUCCAACCUGUGAGAAAACGUCAUUAAACCAAGCAACUUCUGCCGUGACAUCCUCCACCACGUCACCAACAACACCGUGCACACCGCCGAGAGCAACAUCAUCGUCGUCGAUGGCAGCGGGUUCUCCCACGUAUUCUACAGUAACCAGUGCGGCGGUCGUGGUGCCAAAACUCUCGUCGCCGAAGAGGGAAUUCGUGUGCUCAACGCCGAUUAAGAAUGGAAUGUCGGAUGCUAAGUCCCACCUGAAAAGGCCUUACGUCCCAAUAUCUCCAAUCCUCCCUCACCGUGCUCCACAAGACAUGCAGAAGUAUGAAGACGUCAGUGUAAAAGAGGAGCCAAGUGACGAAGGAAACGAAGAUCCAGACUUGUCAGUUGAUGUGGAUGAAGAUCUCGAAGAAGAUCUCACACUUGGUCAAGAUAUCACACUCAGCCAAGCACUGGAACUCUUUGAUCGAACAAUAUUCCAGGAGCCACGUUCGAAAAAGCCAAAAGCCGAAGAGCCAUUUGGAGAGCUCUAUCAGUGUCAACUGUGUAAAAAGAGCAUAUCCAGGCAUGGACAAUACGCGAACCUUCUGAAUCAUUUGUCACGUCACGCACGUCUUCAUGCAUCGAAGAAACAGUAUUGUUGUCCGAAGUGUGGAGCGAGUUUCACAAGAAGAUAUCUGGCAUCGACUCAUAUCAAGGAUGCUCAUCAUGAGGAGAAACUUCAGCCACAUGACUUCGCUGUUGAACUCCGCGAAGAAUACCGUAAACUUCUGGAGAUGUGCUUUCCUGGUGCUGAUAACCGCCGAAAACAGCAACAAGCUCAGUCGCAGGCGACAAAAGACUCAAUUCUGAAUAUUCUAUCAGAUGAUAGCGGAGUUUCAGUCAACGAUUCAUCCGAUUUGAACAUUUCUGUUGGAAACGAAAAAAUCGAAGUUUACGUUGGCGCCGGUGAUGAUGAUGAUCACGAUCAGGAUUCUUCAUAA
Caenorhabditis remanei is the source of this 1080-nucleotide messenger RNA. RefSeq lists its product as uncharacterized. The transcript has 5 exons. The record is from RefSeq and is a predicted model, not a curated record. The coding region runs from base 1 to 1080 and encodes 359 amino acids. NCBI's taxonomy places the organism in Eukaryota, Metazoa, Nematoda, Chromadorea, Rhabditida, Rhabditidae.